Etheostoma cragini (Arkansas darter) is the source of this 1349-nucleotide messenger RNA. RefSeq names its product tRNA aspartic acid methyltransferase 1 (gene trdmt1). Bases 111 to 1262 code for a protein of 383 amino acids. NCBI's taxonomy places the organism in Eukaryota, Metazoa, Chordata, Actinopteri, Perciformes, Percidae. Gene Ontology annotation, molecular function: methyltransferase activity. The record is from RefSeq and is a predicted model, not a curated record. The transcript has 11 exons.
CCACUCUCCAGACCAGACAGCGGCGGUAAUGCGCCAUUUCGUCGUUGAGAACACAUAUAAAACACCGCAAAGAAGAACUGACAGCCGUUUUAAAUGUAGAAGAAGAAGAAAUGAUGGUGUCAUGGCGGGUGCUCGAGCUCUACAGCGGGAUAGGAGGGAUGCAUUAUGCUUUAAAGGAGAGUGGCAUACCUGCCCAGGUAGUGGCUGCCAUCGACAUAAACACCACGGCCAAUCAAAUCUACGGCCACAAUUUCCCUGGCACGGCCCUGUGGAACAAGACCAUUGAGGGCAUAUCACUAGAUGACUUCAAUAAAUUAUCUAUCGACAUGAUUUUGAUGAGUCCUCCCUGCCAGCCUUUCACUAGGUUAGGACUUCAGGGGGACGUUGCUGACCUGAGGACCAAGAGCUUCCUCUACAUCCUCGAUCUUCUGCCAAGGCUGCGCAGGCCGCCGCGCUUCAUCCUGCUGGAGAACGUCAAAGGCUUCGAGGGCUCCUCUGCCAGGGAACGUUUGGUGAAAACACUCGUGGAAUGUGGAUACACUUUCCAUGAGAUCAUGGUCUCACCCACAAGUGUCGGGAUGCCAAAUUCCAGACUGCGUUAUUUCCUGAUUGCCAAGAUUUCAACAGAGCACUUCAUCAGUGCAAAGGUUUUAGAUGCCUUCCCACAUCCUGCUGAGAGGGACUCCCCAGAGCCGCCCACAGUGUCGAGCCCUUCCUGCUCAGGUACCCGGCAGCCAGAGGAGGGAAAGCAGGGGGGUCGGGUCCUGUAUAAGCUCGAGACCACAGUGGAUGCCCAGAGGAAGAGGAUUCAGAACAACGAUCUCUCUGUCAGGCAGAUCCAAGACUUCCUGCAACCACAGGCGGAAGUGAACCUGGAAGAGUUUCUCCUUCCUCCUAAAACUCUGCUGCGAUAUGCUCUGCUCCUGGACAUAGUCAGGCCCACGUGCAGGAGGUCUGUGUGCUUCACCAAAGGCUAUGGGCGGUAUGUGGAGGGAACCGGCUCGGUGCUGCAGUGCUGCAUGGAAACAGAGAUGGACCGUGUGUUUGGAGGUCUGGACCAGUGCUCUGAAGAAGAGAAACUGCAGCGGCUGUUGAAGCUGAAGCUCCGUUAUUUCACCCCGAGAGAAGUUGCCAACCUCAUGGGCUUCCCCCAGAGCUUCUCCUUCCCGGAGCAGAUCAGCACCAGGCAACAGUACAGAGUUCUAGGCAACAGCCUCAACGUUGUGGUGGUGGCCAGACUCCUCCAGCUGUUGGUCUCCUAGCAACACUCUGAAGGAGGAGACCAUUCUAUUUGUCACUGUGGAUUAUACACGAUAAUAUACGUAUUAUGUAUAUGCAUAUUUCUCUCU